This is a messenger RNA of Neodiprion virginianus, 5676 nucleotides long. Its product is annotated as ankyrin repeat domain-containing protein 35. Bases 292 to 4995 code for a protein of 1567 amino acids. Gene Ontology annotation, molecular function: protein binding. Lineage: Eukaryota; Metazoa; Arthropoda; Insecta; Hymenoptera; Diprionidae. The record is from RefSeq and is a predicted model, not a curated record. The transcript has 14 exons.
UUUCGACCGCCGAAAGGGGUGCCACGCUUGCAGAUCUUGACAAGUAACACAUGUACUACAUAUAAAUGAUGAUUAACUCCUUUACUUUAAUUAUUUAAUUAUAAUCCACGAUGACAGACCACGAUUAAGUACCGUGGACGUCGGAUCAAAUUGUCUUCCUACACGUUCCGCAGUGUAAAACUCAUCAUGGGGAGAGGGAGAAGGACAAUAAUCAGACCCGAUCACCGUGCUACAUGACGUUCGGAAAAACUGAAGAUCCGGAUCCCGUAAACGUUGGGAUCUCCAUGGGUGAUGGACACUAAGACACCGCCGAUAACGCAAAAGCAGAACAGCACAAGUCAGCAACACCUCGAUAGAACGAAAUUCAAGACACCCCCGGUCCGGCACGUACAAAUAUCACUUCCCCCGUUGACACCGCCACCGAAUCGUCGACAGAGAUUGAAGACCCCGAAUUCACCCUGGGCCCGCGGCUCGGCUGGACCCGGAAUAUACGCCGCCGACGGGGGGAACAAUAAUUAUCACACUAAUCGUCAGUCGGAAAGACCUUACAGAGUUCUCCACCUGGGGGCAACGCCGCUGAUGCACGCGUGCCAACAAGCGGACCGAUCGCGGGUUCUGCACCUCCUCAAGGAGCAAAGGGACACGAUAGGGUACAGGGACCGAACGUUGAGGAACGCCCUUCACUACUGCAUGGACGCGGGUACGGGAGGCGCGGUGGCGUCGGCGGCACCUGAAUUGGUGAACGCGCCGGACGCCGAAGGACACACGCCUCUCCACCUGGCCGUCAUCGCCGGCGACGCCCAGCUCGUCGCUGUCCUUUUGGCCAACGGGGCCGACGUAAAUGCCAAGGACUCCGAAGGGCACAGCGUUCUCCACUGGGCGACCGUAUGCGGGGAGGUGGAAUGCGUCCGGCUGGUUUUGGCCGCGGGUGCGCGUCCGUCAACGCCGGACAUGCGGGGAGGAUCGCCUCUUCACUACGCGGCGCAAUGCUGCGGAGCUGCGGCUCCGUCGGAGCUUUCAGUGCCGAAAAAGAUCGGUCUCAAGGUGCUGCAGUCUCUACUUGACUACGGAGCAAACCAUAACGCGAAGGACGAAGACGGCCGUCAGCCAAUUCUAUGGGCUGCCAGCGCUGGAAGCGUCGACGCCCUUCUCGCUCUCGCAAGGGCGGGAGGAUCCGCGGCUGCCGGCGCCUCGGACAAAGAUGGUCUGACCGCUCUUCACUGCGCGGCGUCCCGAGGACACGCCGGAUGCGUCGAAGCCCUGGUGAACCUGUGCGGUUCGCAGCCGGAUCACGUCGACGAUAACGGAUGCUCGGCGCUUCAUUACGCCGCUACUUUGGGCCACGCGGACGCCACAGCGCUUCUUCUCCGACUCGGCGCCGACCCGAACAGACAAGAUCGAAAGGGAAGAACACCAGCACUGUGCGCGGCAGCAAAGGGUCAGCUCGAGACGCUGAAGCUGUUGGCACAACACGGAGGGUCCUUGUACGCGAGGACGGUGCGAGGCAGCGGAGUUGCCCACGAGUCGGCGGCUUCGGGUAGAGUGGAAUUGAUAAAGUGGCUGGCCAAGAAGCGUCCGGGAAUACUCGACGUAGCUACGCACGAUGGUCGAACGCCUCUCCACAUCGCGGCGCUCCACGGUCACGUCGACGCGUGCAAGGUCCUUCUGGACAACGGAGCCCGGGUUAACGCGAUCCUAAGGACCUCGAAGGGCGGGCAAAUGACGGCCCUUGACGCCGCUCUUUACCGAGGUCACAGGGACUGCGCAAAGCUGAUACAAAUGCACGGUGGAACGACGGCGCAGCAUGUCAAAACCCGGAAGAUCGGAGGCACGAUACACUGCAAGGAAUUGGCGGCUCAGCUGCGGGCGCGAAAACGUGAUGGAGAAACAAGCUCGGAUGACGAAGAGGUGGACGACAGGGACGUAUCACCGAGGAUCAGGCGACGUCGGCGACGCCGAGGUUCCCGAGAGCCAGAUUGUGACGUCUCUGAACAACGCGAGGAGGACCGAGGCGGAAGUCGGAGCUACAGCGACCAGGAGGAGCCCAGGUCAACGUCGAGGAGGGCCGUGAGGAGUCGGCGCCGUCGGGCGCGCAGCGAAAGCUGCGGAAGAGGCCGGGGAUCGCGGAAAAGAAACGCGAAGCAAAAGUCCGGCGGGCGGAACCACGAGUACGACGGCUCCUCGAGCACGCAUUCGGGGGAAGCGACGGAGUUCGGAUCCGACGAGGAUACGGAGAGCGACGGGAGCGUCGUGAGCGAGGACAGUCUCGAGGUGGUGAUCGUAAAGAAAUCUGUCGAGAAAACCUCGGAGAGGGUCGAAGUGUCGGGCAGGAAACCGAAGCGGACUUCCGGGGGUGAAAAGAGCUCCGUGAUCAGGUCGACGAGGUCGAAAACGCGACGUAAAACCGUGAGGAAGAAGCCAAAGGAGCAGAACGAUGCCGAGGGAAAUGGGAGGCCCGAAAACCUCAAGAAAAGCGAGCCUGAAGCACCGAAACCCGUGAAAACACCGACGAAUAACGACGCCGAGGAACGUAGGUGCGGAAGGAAAAUGCAGUACCAAAUUGAGGCUGGUGACAGCACGAGCCAAGAAGCCAUCGAACGCGUUACCGUCACGGUCAUGGUGCACAAGGAUCAUCUCUCGGACACGCCCAAGACUACGUCGAUUGAGAGCUCGUCGAGAAACGGAGAUACGGAAAAGUCGAGUAAGGAUCAUCAAUCUGCGGCGGUAAAAGAAAAAGAGGAAGUGGAUCGUGCGGAAAGUGAUAACGUAAAACAAGAAGAUGAAAAGGAAGAAGUAGAGGAAGAAGAACAGGCGGAAAAGAAAGAGAUUCAAGAACAACGUUCCGAAAGUGAGCCGAAAAAAAAAACUAGGCCUCGAUCGGCUCGGCCGGGUUCGAGCAGAGGGAAACGCGUGACGUCGGCGAGAACGCGGAUGGAUCACAUACUGGAAAAGGCUGACGAGAUGCAGAGCGCGCUGGUGCAGAAAGCGGCCGAUCUGAAGAAGGGAAUCGAGGAAAUGCGGGAACAGAUAACAGGAGAAAAAACCGGGGACGAUCGUGGAGCCCAGGAAUCAAGUUCGAGUGAAGAGAAGGUGGCGGGAAAAAACGGUCAGGAAGAAUCCGACGGUGUCGUGACGCAGAAAGUUACGGGGACACUAGAGGGAACUGAAUCAGACCUUGCAGGGUCCGAGAAGAACGUUGCCGAAGAGUCGAAAACCGCCGAUUCGAAUGGUUCGAAAAUCGAACACGGAUCAUCCGGCGAUGCUUCGGAGCACGAAAAGAUCUCGGUUGGUUUGGAAGCGAAGAAGUCGAUUUCUUUUGAGGAAUCUAGUAAUGAGAAAGAAUCCGAGGAUCUGGUUACAGACCAAAAACGAUCCGCCGAUGAUCAGCCUACUCGAAGUGGUAAAUCGUCGUCGAGGUCGUCGAUCCGGUCGAAAAGUCGACCAGGUACAGCGGUGGACAAAUCCGCAGGAUCGCCGGACAGCAAGUCGGAUUCGAAGUCUGUUUCGAAGCCUGGCAGCAGAAUGAGCAAAUCAAGAUCUGGGGAUAGCCGGAAAUCGGAUUCCGUGAAAUCAGUGGACGACGUCGAGUCGUCGAAUGCUGCCGUUAAGGAGCGUCAAGAAACGGUGACAGAACGAUUGGGCGAAAUCAAAGCGAAAUCAUCAGAUCCCGAUGAUAACGAGUCAUCGAAGACUGGAAAAGAGCUUGUUGAACACGAUGGGAAGUUCGUGGAAGAGGUUAACGAUGUCGAGUCCGAGUCUCGGGUUAUCGUCGAAGAGAGUUCGUCAUCGCCACAGGCAAACGCUGAGUCGCAAAAAUCCCGGUCUCGACCAUCGACGGCAAAACAACGUGGAAAGUCGUCCGGUAAAGGAGGAAUUCUACGCCGGGUCGAUAGCUCGGACGAAUCGUCACCGGCUCGUACCGCGGCAAUCGUUGCCGUGAUAGAGAGCCCCGAGUGGCCAGAGGACGAGGAAGACGAAGAGGAAGAAGAAGAGGAAGAGGAAGAGGCGAUCGACAACGAGAUACGAGAAGCGAUUGGCGAGUAUCCGGAACCCGAGACUGACCUCGACGACAACAGCGUCGGGGUGAUGAGGGUCUUGCCGAGCACAAGCGACGAGGAAACCCCUCGAACAUUGGGCCAAUCGCGAACAUCCGGCAUCGACUCGCUGCCACAGGUUGCGCCCAGGCCGCGAGCCCGAAUGCUGAGAGUUCGUAGUCCGGGAAAGAAAGAGGAUAGAGCUCGUCAUCGUCGGGACAGCGGGGGUCGAGACAGCGGUAUCGAGCCGAGUCCGCGGAUAUCGAAGAUACCUCGAAGAACGUCGCGAUGCUACCCGAACACCGAGAAGCAGCAGGCGCUGAACAUGGAGACGGUGACGAGGGACGUUCAGAUAAGUUUGCGCCGUUAUCACCUCGAGAGGAAAAUAUUCUUCCAGUUAAUGGAGCUCAAGAGACUUCAGAUAAGAAACGGAAGAGCGAACGAACAGGUUCUGGUCAAGCGUCAGGUCGAGGCUUUCCACAGGGCCGGAACAUCCGGGCCUACGUUGGGGGUGGCCAAAUACGAUCAGCCGUUGACCUUCAGGCACUUCGAGGCUUUCCUCUACGAGCAGUUGAGGCGUCUUCAACGACGUCCGGCGACUCCGGACUGGUGCACGGGCGCCAAGCAAUGUACCCAGAAAACCCACCGUUGUCACCACGCCACAAGUGCCUACACUUCGCUUCCGGUCUACACAUAUCUGGGGGUUGGAGAUCGGAGUGGAAAUCUACUUCCGAGUAUCGAGGGACGAGGAGGACGGGGCCAAAUGACGGUCGAAGUCACCCACGGUGAGAAUAAGCAGGUAAUCGCGCUUCCAGCGGAAAGAUUAGAUCGAGGCAAACGGUACUUCGUCACGUUUACAGUACGGGGCGACGCUCAGGACAGAGAAAAGUCUAUCAAUAAAAAUUCCCAACAGCUUAGCGCCGCAGCUGCAGCGUCCCAGAGGAACGCGAAAAGCGUUUAAAGAUAAGCGAUUUACAAAUGAAACGCUGAUGAGACAGCGAAUUUUUACUACGAAGAUAAUCAAAUAUUCGAUUGAAUACGAAACGCAUCGUCAAUAUAGGUAUUGUUACGUGAUGAUGCACCGCUGAUGCUGCCUGCUACGUGUUAUAAAAUAUAGGUAUAGUUUAUCAUAAAAUCGUUGUCUCUUAUUUCCAAAAACAAUAGAAAAGCUUCCCCCGUAUAGGAAAUAAUUUUUAUAGAUCCGUUUAGAGUAAUAUCGUAACGUCAUACGUUGCAGGGACCAUAUGAUUGACGAUUUAUAAUAUUAUGUGUGUAUAGUUGACGUAAUAUAAGAUAUAUUGCGUGUCUGUGUCAGCUGUUUAUCUUUACAAAACGGUAUAUAACUGAUAGGUCGUUGUUACAUUGCAAUAUCCCAUACGUCAUGUCGUGAGAACAAAAAUAUAAUCAAAAUAUAUUGUUUAAGAAAGUGUUCAGGAAAACUAAAAAUAAUAUACAUGUACAUAUACACCUACACGCAUAUGAGCAACGAAUCGAAUAAUAAGAAGAAAAAAAAAUCUAUGCUGGUAUCAAAAUUAUUCAUAACGUACUAAAAAUUAAUUGAGAAUAAUAUGAAGAAUUAACAUUGUGCGGUGUAUAAUACUGUACCGAUCUGCAUCGAUUGUUAUAAAUGUGUGAAAAACCA